This is a messenger RNA of Carcharodon carcharias (great white shark), 4069 nucleotides long. It is a transcript of the gene hif1aa, whose product is annotated as hypoxia inducible factor 1 subunit alpha a. Gene Ontology annotation, biological process: regulation of transcription by RNA polymerase II; cellular response to hypoxia. The coding region runs from base 258 to 2738 and encodes 826 amino acids. The transcript has 15 exons. Gene Ontology annotation, cellular component: nucleus. The record is from RefSeq and is a predicted model, not a curated record. NCBI's taxonomy places the organism in Eukaryota, Metazoa, Chordata, Chondrichthyes, Lamniformes, Lamnidae. Gene Ontology annotation, molecular function: DNA-binding transcription factor activity, RNA polymerase II-specific; RNA polymerase II transcription regulatory region sequence-specific DNA binding; protein dimerization activity.
ACGACGCACGGGGGACGAGUGGCCGAUAGAAAGUUGGUGCUGGCGGCGGUGGAAGUUGGCGGCGCCAUUCUGUGUUGUGGUGGGAUUGUGAAGCGAUCACUCGGAUGUGACAGUCCAAGCGGCUACCUGACUGACCGAGCCUAACAAGAGAGCGAGAGGGAUCGCAGCCUGCUGGCUCAGCGGGAUUUGGGGCUCUGUGUUUACCCUGAGGUUUAAAGAGAUCGAGAGAAAGCCCCGGGCGAGGACAAUAAGCCGAGAUGCAGGCGCUUGGCAGCGAGAAGAAGUGCAGUGGUAGUUCAGAGCGAAGGAAGGAGAAGUCUCGUGAUGCUGCAAGAUGUCGAAGGACCAAAGAGUCAGAGGUCUUCUAUGAGCUGGCUCAUGAGCUGCCUCUUCCUCACAGUGUCACAUCUCAUCUGGAUAAAGCCUCUAUCAUGAGGCUGACUAUCAGCUACCUACGAAUGAGGAAACUACUUGAUGCUGGAAUUUACCUGACUUGUGCAGGGGAUGCUGAGGUGGAAGCUGACCUGGAGAAACAACUCAACAGCUUUUACUUGAAGGCCUUGGAAGGAUUUGUCAUGGUGUUAACACAGGAUGGAGACAUGAUCUAUAUGUCUGAGAAUGUCAACAAGUGCAUGGGACUCACUCAGUUUGAGCUGAUUGGUCACAGUGUUUUUGAUUUCACCCACCCUUGUGAUCACGAAGAGAUGCGGGAAAUGCUCUCACACAGACAAGGACUUCUGAAGAAGGGGAAGGAUCAAAACACUGAACGCAACUUCUUUUUACGAAUGAAGUGUACUUUAACGAGUCGAGGUCGCACUGUCAAUAUUAAGUCUGCAACAUGGAAGGUCCUUCAUUGCACAGGACACAUUCGAGUGUACAAAUCCAGUAAUGAGCAGACCCAUUGUGGUUACAAGGAGCCACCCAUGACCUGUCUGGUUUUGAUCUGUGAACCCAUUCCACACCCAUCCAACAUUGAGGUACCUCUGGAUAGCAAGACAUUUCUGAGUCGUCAUAGCCUGGAUAUGAAGUUCUCCUAUUGUGAUGAGAGAAUAACUGAGUUAAUGGGUUACCAGCCAGAAGAAUUGUUGGGCCGCUCUGUCUACGAAUUUUAUCAUGCCUUAGAUUCGGACCAUCUGACCAAAACCCAUCAUGACUUAUUUACUAAAGGCCAAGCCACCACAGGUCAGUACAGGAUGUUGGGCAAGGAAGGUGGCUAUGUUUGGGUGGAAACUCAGGCCACAGUAAUUUACAACAGCAAAAACUCCCAACCCCAGUGCAUUGUCUGUGUGAAUUAUGUUUUGAGUGGUCUAGUUGAGAAAGAAGUGGUUCUUUCACUGGAUCAGACUGAGUGUGUACCUGUAUCUGUUGAGAAGCCUGAGGAACCUAGUAAGAGCCCUGUUUCAUCCAGCAAUGAAGAGACCAACAAUCUUUUUGACAAACUGAAAGAGGAACCAGAGGCUUUGACUCAGCUUGCACCAGCUGCAGGCGAUACAGUUGUUUCACUGGAUUUCAGCCCCUCAGAAAUGCAGCAAUUUAAUGAAGUACCUCUCUACAAUGAUGUCAUGUUGCCCUCCUCCACCAACCAGAAGACUGUAGACAUGGCAUUGUCACCCCUGCCUCCCUCUGACACAAAAAAGCCACUGUGCAGUAACACAGACCCAGCCUUGAAUUUAGAAUCCAUUAUCAAGCUUGAAACAAACCAAGAGUCGCUGGAAUUUUCAUUUACCAUUCCACAAAUGAAUGAGCAGUCAAGCAGUUCUUCCUGUCCCUGCACCAGUCAGAAUUCACCACAACCAAGCAGCCCUUCAGAUUACUGCUUUAACGUGGAUACAGACAUUUCCAAUGAGUUCAAACUGGAUAUAGUGGAAAAGCUCUUUGCAAUCGACCCAGAGGCCAAACAUCCAUUCUCUGUUCAGGACAUUGAUAACUUGGAUUUGGAGAUGUUGGCUCCUUACAUCCCGAUGGAUGAUGACUUUCAGCUUCGUUCACUGGACCAACUUUCACCACUCGCUGAUUCUCAAACCACCUCUGCUAAUACACCAAGUCUGAACACCAUGGUUGACGUCUUCUCAGAGGCUGGAACAUCUGUUAACAACACUUCAGACAAAUAUGUGCCAGCAUUAAAAAAAACAGUGGAAAAUACAGAGCCUCCGGCUGCAACAAAAUCAUCAUCUUCCCUGCACAUAAAUCAAAUAGAUAGUAAUCCAGGCUCACCGCAAAAUGAGAAAAGCAGCAGAACAGCUUCACCUGUCCGAACCAGAGGAAAAAGAGUGGUGACACAGCAGACUGAAAUUUCACGUCCACAAAGUCCCAUGUCUCCAGCAAAGGCAUUGCUUGCUUACAGUAAAAGAUCUGCAAUAGGAGGAGCUUCAAAUGAAGAGCUGAGCCCUAAGUUGCUGGUCUUGCACAACUCACCGAGGAAGCGCAAACUGGAAAAUGCAGCCUCCCUGUUUCAAGCGGUUGGAAUUGGAUUAUUGUUCCAAAGUGACACUGACCCUCCAGUGAGUACGUCACAAGCUUGGAAACGUGCAAAAGGGUUUGACGCCAACAGCGGUGAACAGAAGACACUCGUGCUGUUACCUACGGAUAUAGUGACAAGGCUUCUCACUCACUCAGCAGAGGGCAGUAGCUUGCCAACACUCACCAAUUACGACUGUGAAGUGAAUGCACCUAUCCAAGGCAACAGAACCUUGCUUCAGGGUGAAGAAGUUCUCAGAGCAUUGGAUCAAGUCAACUAAGUUCACAGUGCUGAACAAAAUAACGGACAAUGGUGAAGCCCCAUCACCCAAAGCAGUCUAUUUAUAUUUUCUAAAUCUGAUUAUUAUAGAAGCCUGGCUACAGGACUGCAGUUUUUCUGUUAGCAGUGCUCCUCCACUGACCCCAUCCAUGACCUGCUCUUUAUUUGCAGUGUUGGUCUAGGUCUGUAACCCACAAUUUAAAAUAUCUUAUUGAUACUUGAUGCUUUUAGGCACAUGGACAAGCCUAGGAUGGUAUUUGGAGGAUCAAUUGCAUGACAGUGACACACCAUAUAUGUAAAUGAGUUUUAGUGGUCUAUUUUAAAGAGCAUUGAUAACAUUUUACAUAAGUGUCUAAUUCUUGAAUUUAUAAUGGUUUUCAAUCUAAGAUGUUGAGCAAAUCUUAAUAAAGGGAAUACAGCACCUUUUCUAGUUAGUCAGGCUGUGACCAUUCUUUAACUAGAUGGGCAAGAUUGUCUAUGAUGUCUAUACGAUUCACUUAUUUCAGGAUUCUUGCCUGACGAGCAUUGUUGCUUUGCCAGCUGUUAAUUGUAGCCACAAUUGCACAAAAUAUAUUUUCUUAAGAAGUACCAGCAGUCCUUUAUGCAAUAUGUUUUGCAGUUAUAAAUCUAGUUUUUAAGAGGAUAAAAGCUACAACUGAUUUUUUUAGUUAUUUAGUAAAAAUCAUGUUAAGCAUGGAAUGCAUACACAAAUAAUCACUUUAAUUUCUGUCUUUUAAAUCUAGAACAGCUUGUGUUGGUCAGCUAUGAGGAACUGACUUCCUCUCAUGUAGCUGAUUGUUGGAAACAGUGAAUGUUGGCAGCUUGAAUAUGGACAAUAUCUUUAUUGUGCAGUUUAACAUUUUAUUGAUAAUUAGUCACUUGUUUGCCAGCGCAGGUAAAUCCUACUGUAGUUGUGCAAGUUCAUACUAUAAUAUCAUAGCAAUACUUUAAGUCUAAAGGUUGCUGCUUAUUCUGCAUUGUGUAGCUAGUAAUAUCCGGUGUAAAUGUAACUGAAACAGCAUUGUAUUAGAAAAGUUCCUAGUUUGUUUGGUUACCCAGUCUCUGUCUUGAAACUGAAGCCCUUCGACACUUCUAAAUCCCAAUUAAGAUAUCAAGUAGAUAUGUUAUUUUUCUUUCCUGUUCUCCCCCACUUACCAUUCCCAGCCCCAAACCAGUUCUUGAAUGAAACAGUCUAAUGGUCUCUCACUUUUUAAAAUUUUAUUUGCUCGUGCAAUUGUACCGUAUGCUCAGUCAUCUUUUACUGUUUUGUGAUUGGAUCUAACACUAACUGUAUUGUUUUAUUACAUCAAUAAACAUUAUAUGUGGACCAGG